AUGUCUGCGGGAGCCAGUCUGCAGCACACGGACCAGUUCCUGUGUCCCAUCUGCCUGGACGUGCUGAACGACCCGGUCAGCACGCCGUGUGGACACAACUUCUGCAGCGGCUGCAUCACCCGGAACUGGAACUUCAGCGACCGCUACAGCUGCCCCAUGUGCAAGGAGAAGUUCGACGCCAGGCCGCAGCUGCGGGUCAACACCUUCAUCCGGGAGGUGGUCCGGGACUUCCGGCGCCAGUUCCAGGAGACGCGGGCGGCCGGGCCGGGCCAGGCCGCCUGCGACGUGUGCCCCGGACCCAAGCUGAGGGCCCUGAAGACCUGCCUGGACUGCCUAGCGUCCUACUGCCAGGUCCACCUGGAGCCGCACCUGACGGCCCCGCGGCUCAAGCUCCACCACCUGAUUGAGCCGGUGCUGAACGUGGAGGACCGGGUCUGCCACAAGCACAACAAGCCCCUGGAGCUGUUCUGCCGCACGGACCAGGCCUGCGUCUGCUCCCACUGCCCCGUCUUCGACCACAAGGGCCACGCCUUCGCCUCGCUGACGGAGGAGUCCGCGGAGAAGAAGGUGACGUUGGGGGAAACCAACGCUCACCUCCAGGAGAUGAUCCAACUGAGACAACAGAAGAUCCAGGAGAUCGCGGGGUCGCUCUGGACCGGCAACGACAACGCGGACAGAGAGAAGGCGGAGGGCGUCCAGGUCUUCACCACUCUCAAGACGUUUGCGGAGAGAGAACUGGCGCAGCUGAACGAGGAGACGGACGGGAAGCAGCGGGCGCUGAAGACCCGGGCCGACGGCCACGUCGGACAUCUGAACAAGGAGAUAUCCAAGCUGACGAGGAGAAGCUCGGAGAUAGAGCAGCUCAUGAGCUCUGACGACCACCACACUGUUCUCCGGAGGUUCCCCUCCCUGAAGGAGGCCCCCCGCACCAAGGACCUGGCCCGGGUCGGGGUCCAGCCGCCCUCCUACGAGGGCACGGCGGUGCGGGCCAUGAUGAGAGCUCUGGAAUACCUGCAGAAGGAGCUGAAGGACCGGAUGCAGGCGCUGGUUCAGGCCGAGCUGGGGAGGGUCCGCCAGUGCGCGGUGGACUUGACCCUCGACCCCUACACGGCGCAUCCGUGGCUCGUCCUGACGGACGACGAAAAGCAGGUCCACUGCGGGAACGUGGGGCCCAAGUGCCCGGAGAACCCGGGGAGGUUCUCCAAGUGCGCGUGCGUGCUAGCGCGGCAGAGCUUCUCCUCCGGCAGGUUUUACUUCGAGGUUGGAGUGGAGGGGAAGACGGAGUGGGAUGUGGGCGUGGCCAGGGCCUCGGCCGACAGGAAGGGGGACGUGAAGCUGAGGCCGCAGUUCGGCUACUGGGUCCUGAGGCUGAGGAACGUGUACGACUGCAAGGCCCUGGCCGACGAGCCCGUCUCCCUCUCCGUCUGGCCCGUCCCUCGGAAGGUGGGGGUGUUCGUGGACUACGAGGAGGGGCUGGUCUCCUUCUACGACGUGGGGGCGCCACUUCUUCUCUACUCCUUCACUGGGUGCAGCUUCAACAGCAAAAUCCACCCGUUCUUCUUCUGUGGCCUCAAUGAGGGCGGUUCGAACUCUGCACCUCUGGUCAUCUGUCCCGUCAGCUGA
Cololabis saira (Pacific saury) is the source of this 1623-nucleotide messenger RNA. RefSeq names its product E3 ubiquitin-protein ligase TRIM39-like. NCBI's taxonomy places the organism in Eukaryota, Metazoa, Chordata, Actinopteri, Beloniformes, Belonidae. The record is from RefSeq and is a predicted model, not a curated record. Bases 1 to 1623 code for a protein of 540 amino acids. Gene Ontology annotation, molecular function: protein binding; zinc ion binding. The transcript has a single exon.